AUGGGUUUGCUGAUGAGUCGACUGAAGGAUUUGUGGGAUCGGUUUGGGACGCGGCAGGCAAAAAUCCUACUCGUCGGCUUGGAUGGGGCGGGCAAGACGACGCUGCUCUACAAGCUGAAGCUCGGCGAGAUUGUCAACACGAUUCCGACAAUUGGCUUCAACGUCGAGACGGUGGAGUAUAAGAAGAUCUCGUUGACGUGCUGGGAUGUCGGGGGCCAGACCAAGAUCCGCCCCCUCUGGAAGUACUAUUUCGACAACGCGGAUGCAGUUAUUUUUGUGGUGGAUUCCCUCGACAAAUUGCGUGUGAAAGAGGCGGCCGAAGAAUUGGGGAGCCUUUUUACUGAAGAUUCCCUCAGAAAUACGAUUUUCCUGUUGAUGGCAAAUAAGCAGGACCUUCCGAAUGCACUAUCGGCCGGCGAGCUAGCAGAGAAGCUUGGAUUGACGGAAAAUCGGAGUCAUAAGUGGCACAUCCAAGCAACCUGUGCCCAUAAUGGAGACGGGAUUUACGAGGGACUCGACUGGCUCGAGCGGAAUCUCCCAAAA
Molecule: messenger RNA, 543 nt
Organism: Mesorhabditis spiculigera
Lineage: Eukaryota; Metazoa; Nematoda; Chromadorea; Rhabditida; Rhabditidae
Source: the annotation of a GenBank genome assembly